CCUUUGUUGUUCCAAAACCGGUAGCCAUUAAAGUAGCAAUUUUGCUUAGAAAGCAGCAAUAUAAAGGAUGAGAACCGAUUCAAGGCAAAGGCAGAGAAACAAAGACAGACCAAUUUCUUCACAAGAAAUGGCCGCUGUUGACAACAAAGAGCUCUUGGGUUGGUACGUAAUCACUCUCCAGCUCCGAGAAACUGUGGAAUCUCGACUCCCCAAGGAAUCAACCUAUGGGGGCAACAUCGUCCCCGACUAUGAGCCGAGGCCUCCCGAGUCCGAGUGGGUCGUCUCCAUCGAUGAGAAGCUCGACCAAGGUCGCCAGGAAAACUUGCCAGGCUCAUGGGCAAAUCUCUCCAUUUACCGGUUUCCGCACUAUCUCAAGGAUGGCAAUGACAAAGACUGGGUCCCCCAGAUCGUCUCCCUCGGGCCGUACCACCACGGGGCGGAGCACCUCCGCCAUAUGGAGCGGCACAAGUGGCGCUGCCUCCACCGCAUCCUCGAGCGCUCCCAUCAGGCAAUAGGCCGCUAUCUAGACUCGGUGAAGAAGGUCGAGGUCAGAGCUCGUGCCUGCUACGAGGGAAAGAUAUCCAUGAGCUCCGACGAGUUCGUGGAGAUGAUGGUUCUCGACGGGUGCUUCAUGAUCGAGCUGUUCCAGGGAUUCGCCGAGGGGUUCGAGAAACUCGGCUACCCUCGCAAUGACCCCGUCUUCUCAAUGCGGCGAUCGAUGCUUGAGAUCCAGCGGGACAUGAUCCUGCUCGAGAAUCAGAUCCCUCUCUUCGUACUCGACCGACUGCUCGGCCUCCAGCUCGGCGGCCCCAACCAGAAGGGGCGCGUGGCCAAGCUGGCGAUCCCGUUCUUCGACCCUUUGCUGCCGAAGAAAUUCUUCGAUCCUCCGCUGCCGGAGAGAUUCCUUGCCUUGGACAGCAGCAGAAGAUUGCAGUUCGACCCGUUAUGUAACCAUGGCAGGGUCCAUUGCCUCGAAGUGUUCCGGCGGAACCACCUGCUCUUGGACCCGAAGCGGUCCAAGACCAAGAAAUGGUCGCAGAGACGGGGACACCUCACUUGCUGCUUGACCGAGCUCCGGGAAGCCGGGAUCAAGAUCGAGGACAGAUUUCCAAACAGUUGCUGGGACAUCCAGCUCAAGGACGGGAUCCUCCGGAUCCCGCAGUUUGAGAUCCACGAAGGGACGAGGUCGCUCUUCCUCAACUUGAUAGCCUUCGAGCAGUCUCAGUUCGAUUGCAGCAAGCACGUCACCUUGUACGUAAUCUUCAUGCACAACUUGAUCAACUCCCCCGAGGACGUCCGGUACCUCCGCCACCGUUUUAUCAUCGACCACUGCCUUGGGAGCGACACCGAGGUCGCUGACCUCUUCAACCGGCUUUGCCAGGGGGUGGCCUUCGACAUCAACGACAGUUAUCUCCGUGAUGUGUCUAGAGAUGUGGACAUCUACAGCCAAUGGAAACAUUAUUCUGAAGAUAUGUCCUGGAGAGUCAGUCUCGUGAAAAAGUGGAAUUCUUGGAGAGCCAUUCUCAAGAACAAGUACUUCGACAAUCCCUGGUCAAUCAUUUCCUUCAUUGCUGCCUUCGUUUUGCUCGUGCUUACUUUCAUACAGUCCCUCUAUGCCGUCUAUGGCUAUUACAGGUCGCGUUCUUGAUUCCUCAUGUAGUAGUGGAGAUUAUCUGAUACGUAAAUGUCGAAGUGGAUUAAUUAAAUUAAAUUAUGUGAGGGAAA
Syzygium oleosum is the source of this 1725-nucleotide messenger RNA. RefSeq names its product UPF0481 protein At3g47200-like. NCBI's taxonomy places the organism in Eukaryota, Viridiplantae, Streptophyta, Magnoliopsida, Myrtales, Myrtaceae. Bases 68 to 1648 code for a protein of 526 amino acids. The record is from RefSeq and is a predicted model, not a curated record. The transcript has a single exon.